Molecule: messenger RNA, 2945 nt
Organism: Myxocyprinus asiaticus (Chinese sucker)
Lineage: Eukaryota; Metazoa; Chordata; Actinopteri; Cypriniformes; Catostomidae
Product: gastrula zinc finger protein XlCGF7.1-like
Exons: 4
Coding region: 356-1210 (284 amino acids)
Biological process (GO): regulation of transcription by RNA polymerase II
Molecular function (GO): DNA-binding transcription factor activity; RNA polymerase II cis-regulatory region sequence-specific DNA binding
Source: RefSeq, a predicted model, not a curated record
GUUCCAACAACAUGUAAAUGCUAUUCAUGUCAUUGAAAUCAUUUUGCGUUGGUUUAUGAAGUGCUGGUUGUAAAUGUAUUUGUAUAAAGCGCGUUUAUUUAUUUUUCAUAGCUGUUUUCCGUUCAGUAAAUGUUGAGAUUACUUGAAUUAAUGUAUUCAGAGCGCCGUAAAUCAGAUAUCUGGUUGUAUACAGAGUCUGGUCAUUGCAACCACACAGUGAUUGUGAAUCCACUCCCAAAGCAAUUCACCAGUAAAUGCUCUGAAUAUUCCUGUCAUCUUUGAACUGAAGAAGAGUUUCCAGAAGAGCAGGACAAAUUUCAAGUGUGUCAACAAUUUCUGACAUACUACUGCAAAGAUGGAUUUUAUUAAAGAGGAGAGAGAGGACAUGGGUUAUCCAGAACCACACAGAGUGAAAGAUGAAGAAACUGAGGAACAAAUAGUAGGUGGUGAUAUGCAUGAAGAAUGCGAAUCGUUGGAAAACAAAAGAACUCUUAGGAGAGAAGAGCGCUUAGGAGGGCUGUUUGAAAGCCUGAUGGAAGUAAAAGUGGAAAGUCAAGAACUGAAUGAAGAGGAGAAAUGUCACUAUCAGAUGCCUUGUGAUUCUGUAGCUGGAGAGAACUCAUUUAGUUCCUCACAGAUGGAAAUGAAUUUCUCACAACAAACAACUCAAAGAACAGAAGCCACAAAUCCAUUCACAUGUCCUCAGUGUGGAAAGAGUUUCAGACAAAAAACUACCCUUUAUACCCACAAAAGAACUCACUCUGGAGAGAAGCCUUUCACAUGCACUCAGUGUGGUAAAAGCUUCUCACGGAAAGAAAACCUUAAAAGGCACAUGAGAGUUCACACUGGAGAGAGGCCUUUCACAUGCAAUCUGUGUGGACAGAAAUUCAAAUAUUUAAAUAAUCUUCAAUAUCAUAUUCAUUCUAUGCACACUGGAGGAAAAUCAUUUACCUGUGAUCAGUGCGAUAAAAUUUUUUUCUUGGAAUCAGACCUAAACACCCACCUGAAAAUUCACAAAAUCCCCGAUUUGUGUUCUUUUUGUGGAGAGAGUUUUUCAUGCCCGUACCGUUUCAAAGAGCAUCAGAAAAUUCAUACUAGUGGGAAAGCUCAUGUGUGUCCUGAGUGUGGCGAUGCCUUUUCAGGAGCCGGCAACUUGAAGUUGCACCAAAAAGUCCAUAUUAAAGAAAAAAACUGUUCUCAAUGUGUAUAGAGUUAUACUCAUUCAGGAGUCCUGAAAAGAAAUGGAGAGAAUCCAUACCACCAGCCUUCAUGUGGGAAGAGUUUCACCACAUCAUGUACCCAAUCAACUUGUUUUUUUUUGUUGUUUUUUUUAAAAAACAUUGUGAAAAAUGUCACAGCAACCUACAGAUAAAUGAAAUAGCUCUUUGGGUAGAAAGAGUUUUUUAGUAAUGCCUUUCUUUUUUGAUGAGUAGUAGUAGUAAUAUAAAUAUACUUAUGGAAAUGUCAAUUAUUGUAAUGUCUCCUUUGUUUAAUUUUUUUACAUGUUCACUGUUGAAAGGUGCUGAUGCAUUGAAAUUUUGGAAAUGGAACAGACUAUCUUGCAUUAAAAUAUGCAGUAUUAUAGAGGCUUUACCAGUCAGUUCAUCGUACUGUGUGGAUGAAAUGAAUUUUGGUUAUUCCAGUAUUGCUAUUGCAUUUUUGCUCUGUUAAAACAAGACUAACUUGGGCAUGGUUGAAAAUUUGUCUUUUAUUGAAUCCACAAUUGUAUUGUGGAAAACCUGGAGUUAUCAGGGAAUUUCAAAAUUGUGAUUUCCAUGCCUGAAACAGUCUUUACUUAAGUCACUGUUAAAAUUCAUGAACAUUUCUGUAGUGAAUGUAAUUUGUUGUGCAUGGAGGGCAGAUGCUAUUUGCACCCAUAUUUAAAUACUAACAUACAGUAUAUGGUUUAUUUGUCAUUUAUUUCUGUGGCUCCACCAGACUAUUGGGGUGGAAAUAGCUGCCCUGUGUAGCAGAUGCUAUAUACAUUGGGGUGCAAAUAGACACUUUUUUUUUUUUUUUUUUUUUUGAGGCACAAAUAAGUUUAUUAUGUGUCUUUGUAUUAUCAAAUAAGUAUUAUGUGUAAUCUUUUAAUUCCAAGGACUGGUGGGCUAUUUGGCAUAGAACACCUCCCCAACAAUCUCAAUAAAAUGAUUUUUAAAAUGGUAAUGCUAUAAUCAUUAAUGACUUGAAAAGUUAUGGAAAGUAAUUGCUCAAAAAGCUUGGAAACCCGAUUCACAAGGCUUGCCAUGGUAUACAGUGUUACCGGCUAUACUCGGUACAAAGAGCGACACCGGUGCAAAAUUUUAAACCAGUAAAAGGGGGAAAUUAGGGAAGAAACUUAAUUGAUGACAACAGUUCCUAUAUCAAUAGCCUAACGAAUAGAAAUGCCUUUAAAAAAGUUGCCUAAAGAAGAGUUUGUAACUCAUAAAUUAACCUAUAUGAACACAAUCAAAAUUACACCGGCAGCAUAGCAUGCGCACUGACAGAAGACGUUACAUAUAAUUGACAGCAAAAAAUGUGCAAGGUCAGAGUACGGGAAGCGGUUUGUCCUGUAUUUUAGCGACUCGCACCCAAACUGCUCCCAAGUGUUUCACAAAAAGAGAGAAAUGGACAUGAAACACAGAAACCUACAGCGUAAGUUGGUGAUGUAUCCAUCUGCAGGCAUGCAUUAGUUUGAGCUAUUGGUGAGUGUGAGACACUGACUGUUGCUUAUCACGGACGCUACUUGACCGAAAUGGCUGGGGAAAAGAUCAAUGCCAAUCUGCGCAAAUCUUCUGUCAUGUUUCCCUUAAAAGCAUAAGAAUUAUAGAAUAUUUAGUCAAAAAUAUAGCAGUUAAGUUUGUGAUAACUGUUUCCUACCAUUGUGAUUCUAAAUCACCAUUAAACAUAUACAGUGAUAUGAAAAAUUAUUUGUCCCCUUCCUGAUUUCUUCUAUGUUUGUAUAU